AUGAAAUCUACAGCAAUACGCGCAAACUUGGCGGCCGGCCAAUCGGUGAAAGUUCGCGAUUUGGCCCACCGAUUUGUUUACGCGCCGGCCUCCCGGCGAAAGUCUGAGCGGAAAACGCGAGCGGGAACCGAAAUGGAAAGCGAGGGCGGAUUUGUGAAUAAACAAACAGACAUUAUAGCGCCGCUAAGGCGGGAUGGUGCCUCCAAAAGUUCGCUUACUCCGAGCACCUCGCCAAAUAAUACGUGUUUGACGUCGGCGGAGUCGCCCAAGUCGUGUUUGCAGUUAGAAAUUCCACUGAAGAUUUUACCAAUGUUUGAAGCAAUUAAUGAA
This is a messenger RNA of Iphiclides podalirius (scarce swallowtail), 330 nucleotides long. The record is from the annotation of a GenBank genome assembly. NCBI's taxonomy places the organism in Eukaryota, Metazoa, Arthropoda, Insecta, Lepidoptera, Papilionidae.